Messenger RNA from Erigeron canadensis, 957 nucleotides. RefSeq lists its product as uncharacterized. The record is from RefSeq and is a predicted model, not a curated record. The transcript has 2 exons. NCBI's taxonomy places the organism in Eukaryota, Viridiplantae, Streptophyta, Magnoliopsida, Asterales, Asteraceae. Gene Ontology annotation, molecular function: protein binding. Bases 176 to 766 code for a protein of 196 amino acids.
AUACUUUACAGUUUUUUACUCUUUCUUUCUUUCUCUAUAUCUCUCUUUUCUUUAUUAAAACAAAGUUUCCUUUAUCAAAUCUUUCUCUUUCUUUUGGUUUUUCUCUCUUUAAAUUUUAUCCAUCAAAAGUUUGUUUGUUGCUUUUUUCUUUUUGGUGUGUGUCAUAAAUCAAAGAAUGACAGCACCAAACAUGGCGGCGAUCACUGCAUCUCUUGAAAGGUCUCUUCAAAGUUUUUCUUUAAACCAUCAUAGCACCAUCAUCACCACAAGUGGCGCCGCCAGCCAAGAUUCUCCGACCACCCAUUGCCACCGCUCUUCGAAUUCCGACGAUGCCACGCUGGAACUCAAUUCUAAUAUUACAUUGCCUUACCAUUGGGAACAAUGCCUCGAUUUAAAGACAGGAGAAGUGUAUUACAUAAAUUGGAGAACCGGGAUGAAAACAAAGGAUGAUCCAAGAACGGUUGAUGACGGCUUUUCGGGCUAUUUUUAUAGCGAUGAUGAUGACGACGAUGAAGCAGCAGAUGAGGAAAGCUCAUACGAUGGAAGCGAGGAGGAGUCAUCGGUUGAGUCCUCACCCGCUGCUUCAUCGUCACGAAAACAAAAAGAAAAUGAGGAAGACGAAAGUAGUAGGAUAGGUGGGAACAAUGUGUUAGUAGUGGCUGGAUGUAAGGGAUGUUUCAUGUACUUCAUGGUGCCAAAACAAGUUGAGGAUUGUCCUAAAUGUUGUGGUCAACUACUACAUUUUGACCGAUCCGAUGAUAACUAAUCUUUGUUUUUUGUUUUGUGUUUUUUUUUUUUCUUUUCAUUGUUUUUGGUUGGUGGAGGGAUAAUGAAAAAGAAAAAAAAAAAAAUUAAAGAUGAAUAUCAAUCAUCUUAUUUGGGUGUUUUCUUAUGGAUCGAGGUUUCUUGUGUGGAUUUUUAAAUGAGAUUAAUUUAUGGUACUAAUUCUUUUGUGCA